Molecule: messenger RNA, 219 nt
Organism: Dibothriocephalus latus
Lineage: Eukaryota; Metazoa; Platyhelminthes; Cestoda; Diphyllobothriidea; Diphyllobothriidae
Source: the annotation of a GenBank genome assembly
CCCAUAACCAUAUCAUCCCACAUGGUACACAGUCGACCGAUGCAGCCUGUCCCAUUGGCCAAUAGAGUUGAAAAGGAAUGCGCCAUCUCAGGCCUACAGGAGGUGGAUGAAUCCUCCGCGGCUGUAGCGGAACUGGCCUCUGAGCAGCACUCCGUUGGUCUGGUUUCGACGGAGCCCUACGAGGAGAUUGAGGAAUCUAUCCAAAUCACGUCAGCAUAA